Molecule: messenger RNA, 2485 nt
Organism: Triticum aestivum (bread wheat)
Lineage: Eukaryota; Viridiplantae; Streptophyta; Magnoliopsida; Poales; Poaceae
Product: probable LRR receptor-like serine/threonine-protein kinase At2g23950
Exons: 10
Coding region: 131-2152 (673 amino acids)
Biological process (GO): protein phosphorylation
Molecular function (GO): protein binding; protein kinase activity; ATP binding
Source: RefSeq, a predicted model, not a curated record
CGAGCAGCGACGCAAAGCAAAGCAAAGCAAAGCGAAGCCACCCCCAUCAUCUCUGCUCCGCUCCCUCCCACGCUUUUCUCACUCUCCCCCUCGGGCGCCUCUCGCCUCCAUCAUCCCCCCCACCGCUCCGAUGGCCUCCUCUGUCUCUGACCCUCCACUCCUUCCCGUCGUCGUCGUCCUCCUCCUCCUCUCCGCCGCCCCAUUCCUCGCAUUCUCCUCGGAGCCUCUCAACGCCGAAGUGAUGGCGCUGGUGGCCAUCAAGCAGGGGCUGGUGGACGCGCACGGCGUGCUGAGCAACUGGGACGAGGACUCCGUCGACCCCUGCAGCUGGGCCAUGAUCACCUGCUCCCCCCACAACCUCGUCAUUGGCCUGGGAGCGCCCAGCCAGGGCUUGUCGGGGACCCUGUCCGGGAGGAUCGCCAACCUCACUAAUCUUGAGCAAGUGCUGCUGCAGAACAACAACAUCACGGGGCGGCUGCCGCCGGAGCUGGGCGCGCUGCCGAGGCUGCAGACGCUGGACCUCUCCAACAACCGCUUCUCCGGCCGCGCGCCCGGCACGCUGGGCCGCCUCUCCAAGCUCCGGUACCUGAGGCUAAACAACAACAGCUUGUCGGGGCCGUUCCCCGCGUCGCUGGCCAGCAUCCCACAGCUCUCCUUCCUGGACUUGUCCUACAACAACCUCUCCGGCCCUGUCCCGUUCUUCCCCACAAGAACCUUCAACAUCGUGGGCAAUCCGAUGAUCUGCGGCAGCCAUGUCGACUGCGCCGCCGCGCUGGCUCCGGCCACCGGGCCAUUCCCGCUGGCAUCCACGUCCACCCCGAGCAGCAGGAGCAGGUCAAAGGCUGGCGCGGUGGGAGUGGGAGUAGGGACAGGCCUGGGCGCCUCCUCCCUGCUGCUUUUCGCCGUGUCCUGUCUUCUUUGGAGCCGCCGGCGCCGGCAGCGCUGCCCCUCCCUCCUCGGUAAGCAAGCGCCGCCGUCGAUCAUCCUCCUCUGUCACGCAUAUUAUCAUGUCAAUGAUUCAUUAUUGGAUGCAGAGCAAGGUGGUAGAGAUUUGGAGGGCGGGGUGGCGGCGCGGCUGGGGAACGUGCGCCAGUUCGGGCUGCGGGAGCUGCACGCGGCCACGGACGGGUUCAGCGCCAGGAACAUCCUGGGCAGGGGCGGGUUCGGGGACGUGUACCGGGGCCGGCUCGCCGACGGCACGGCCGUGGCCGUGAAGCGGCUCAAGGACCCCAGCGGCGCGUCCGGGGAGGCGCAGUUCCGCACGGAGGUGGAGAUGAUCAGCCUCGCCGUGCACCGCCACCUGCUCCGCCUCCUCGGCUUCUGCGCCGCCGCCUCCGGCGAGCGCCUCCUCGUCUACCCCUUCAUGCCCAACGGCUCCGUCGCCGCCCGCCUCCGAGGGAAGCCGGCGCUGGGGUGGCAGACGCGGAAGCGGAUCGCGGUGGGGGCGGCGCGGGGGCUGCUGUACCUGCACGAGCAGUGCGACCCCAAGAUCAUCCACCGGGACGUCAAGGCCGCCAACGUGCUGCUGGACGAGCACCACGAGGCCGUCGUCGGCGACUUCGGCCUCGCCAAGCUGCUCGACCACGGCGACUCGCACGUCACCACCGCCGUGCGCGGCACCGUCGGCCACAUCGCCCCCGAGUACCUCUCCACGGGCCAGUCCUCCGACAAGACGGACGUCUUCGGCUUCGGCGUCCUGCUGCUCGAGCUCGUCACCGGCCAGCGCGCGCUCGAGGUCGGCAAGGGCUCCGGCCUCAGCCUCACCCACAAGGGCGUCAUGCUUGACUGGGUGAGGAAGGUGCACCAGGAGAAGAUGCUGGACUUGCUGGUCGACCAAGAGCUGGGGCCUCACUACGACAGGAUCGAGGUGGCCGAGAUGGUGCAGGUCGCCCUGCUCUGCACCCAGUUCCAGCCGUCCCACCGCCCGAGGAUGGCCGAGGUGGUGCGGAUGCUCGAAGGCGACGGCCUCGCCGACAAAUGGGAGGCCACCAACCGGCCGCCGCGCGACGGCCUUGGCGACGACCACCGCAACGACCCCAACGGGUGGGGCUCCUUCAACGACUACCAUGACAAUGGCGGCAGCAGCCUCGGCAGCGACGAGGCGCGGUCAGUCGACAUGGCGGAGGAGAUGGAGCUGUCAGGGCCGAGGUAGCGGCGCUGCAUGUUCAGAAAGAACAGCCAAAUUCAGAGCACUUCGAGAGAAAAGAAAGAGAUAGAGGGGUGGGGUGGGGGAGAGAAUGGGGAUUGGAUUUGUUGCUAGCUAGUACGUAGUUUCAUAGCUAGUAGUAUAAGAUGUUCAGUUUUAGUCGACGAGAUGUGUAGCUUCUGAUCAAGCGUUCGCUUUCCCUAGAAAGAUGUAAAGAAAAUUUGUUGGCUUCUCUUUUACGGGGAUCCAUUUCCGCACACAAGCAUCGAGAACAGAGAAUUUCAUACGCAACCUCAAGAUGAUCUUGUUGAGCAUCAAUGGCAUCUCCAUAGCACUUCA